UAUGGCUAUCUGUUUAAUUAAUUAGAGCAUAGAUUAAAGUUAGAGGUUAAAUGUACAUUUAUGAAAACCGUAUUUUAUAGAUGUGCAGCUGGUUAAUUAAUAAAUUUAAGUUUUAAUAUUAAAAGAGUUGUACUGAGAUGAGCACAGAAAAUGUUAAUCUUGAAGAACUUGAGGAUAAAGGAAAUCUUGUGGACGAAACUCCAGAUUCCGAAGUAAAAGAAACUGAAGAAUGCGAGAAUGAUAACAAUUCUAAGACUUCCUGUUCAAAUUGUACAUCCGUUGAUAGUGACGAUGGUGUGGAAUUUGAGAGAGAAGAGGGGGAUGGUCAGGAAGGUACACCAUUUGACAGAGUAGAUGACGAUGAGGAUAAGAAAAAUCCACAAUAUAUCCCUAAAAAGGGUACAUUUUAUGAACACGAUGAUAGAACAGUGGAAGCUGAAGAACCUGAAAAUAAUACAGAAAAAGGUGAAAAAGUAGGAAGGAAGACCAUGUGGAUUGAUAAGAAAGAUCACUGGAGCCAUGACAAAUACAACGAUACUGAACAAGCACCUAAAUCCAAGUCAGAAUUAAUUGCUGUUUAUGGGUAUGAUAUAAGAAAUGAAGAUGGUCCACCUAAAGCAAGAAGAAGAAGAAGAUAUGGACGUGGUCCUAGUAAAUAUACUCGAAACUGGGAAGAUGAAGAUGCAUAUAAGCUUUCAAGACCUGAAAAGAAAACACCAAAAAAGCCAAGUCAUCGAAAGAAACAAUUAUCUGACUUUGUUCCAAUUAAUAAAAAUGCUAGUGAACAGGAAUUGAAAAUCCUAAAUUCAACAGAAGCUACUGAAAUUUCAAUCUUAAGUAAAGAAGAAACGAAGGUAAAUCCGAAUCUCUCGAAUAAUAAUACUUUUCUAAAAUCGUCUGAGAAAACGAUUUCUAAAAAACAAUUUAAUCAAAAUAAAAACAAUCAUCAACAAAUUUCCGAACGGGAUUACUCGUCUGGGCAAGGAUCUCAAAAAAAAAUUGAAGAUUCUGAUUAUAAAGGAUUCACUAGGUCUCGUCAAUAUCGCAGCGUUAAAUCAGAGCAAAAGAUCUUACCCAAAACGGUCGAUCGACAAGUGGUUCGUUCGCAAAGUUUCAGCAACAGAAGUGCUUCUGACGAUGUGGAAGCUAGCGCGAAUCUUUUGAGCAGAAUGAAUAUAAACGAUGGAGGAAACAGUAACAGUAAAAAUAUUAAAUCAAAUAGACAAAUCAAUAAGCCACCACGUUUGCAAAGUGAACAGAAAGGAUCAAAAAGAUAUAGUUCCUUGAGACAAAGGUCAUUGCCUGAAACGUCGUCUUCGCCCAAUUUUUACCCAAACGAGUUCACACAUCAACGUUCUCAACAGGCUUCAGCGGUAGUUCUAUCUCAUACAAAUUCGGUUCCCAUAGAACACGUAACUCCCGCACCUCUUCAGCCUAUUUCCCAACAAAUUUCUGUACCCAAUCCUCCUCUCCUUCAAACACAGUCGCACUACGUGACACCUUUCCCUCCCGGACCGCCUCCUUUCCUUCAGUCUUCCGUCGCCCAACAAACGUUUAUACCGGCUCAACCCUCUGCUGCUUUAAUUAACUACGUUCCAGGACAGCCUCAGUUCUCUCAUCCUCAAACUGGACCCUUUGAAGGAUUUCAAGCGCAGCAGUUUAAUGCAGUGACACAACAACCUGAACUAUGUCAGUAUCAGGGCGGAACUACCUAUUAUUCAACACAGAACCAACAUGUUCCACAAAGAUCGGCUACAACCAGACGCCCGAAAGCAGCUAUCCCUAUAAUUCCACCACCUCAAGAUUCGAGAGGAAGGGGAAGAAGUGUAAAUGUUAAUCAGAAAUCAUUAAUUUCGUCAUCUCUGGAAGAUACUCCUAAAGCAACAGACGAAACGGUGGAGCAUUAUGAAAACGUUUCUGACGAACUUAAAGAGUAAUUGGUAUUUGAAAGUUGUACUUUCUUAUUAUCCUAAUUAUGAUAUAAUUAAAAUGUUAUGCCUGUAUUUUGUUUGUUGGUUGGUUUUAUUUAAUUUGUAUACACACAUAUGGAUACAUAUUUAACUGUUAAUUUAUACACUUAUAAUCCAAUGUUAAAAUGACUCUUCAUGAAAAUGAGAACAUCAAAUUGUUUUUGAAAACAUACAAUAAACGACAGUAUAGCGAUAGUAAAA
This is a messenger RNA of Agrilus planipennis (emerald ash borer), 2171 nucleotides long. It is a transcript of the gene btz, whose product is annotated as protein CASC3. Lineage: Eukaryota; Metazoa; Arthropoda; Insecta; Coleoptera; Buprestidae. The transcript is spliced from 7 exons. The record is from RefSeq and is a predicted model, not a curated record. Bases 138 to 1937 code for a protein of 599 amino acids. Gene Ontology annotation, molecular function: mRNA binding. Gene Ontology annotation, biological process: mRNA processing. Gene Ontology annotation, cellular component: exon-exon junction complex.